GGCGGCGGCGGCGGAGCCCCGCCCCGGGUCGCGGGUGCUCAGGGGCGUGGCUGUUGCAGAGCAUCUCAAAGCCCGCUGGACCGCGCUUUGUUCUGACUCUGAGAUCCCCAACCCCCGACCCGAUCCAGCCCUUGGCUUCCCGCUCACUCCUUCCGCCCACUCCCCGCAUCUGGACUCAGAUCCUCUUCCCCAACCGCUGUGCCCCGGAUCCUGGAUCCUAACCUCCCCCUCCCCCAAACUUCCCGCAGGCGCCCUUGCCUGGUACCCUUCUCUCCAUUCCUCCCUCUUGCAUCCUCUUCCCCCUUCCUCUCUCGGGUCCCCUCCUUCCCAAGGCCGGGGAUGUCCCCCGCGGCCCCGCGCCCAUGGUCCUGACGCUGCUCCUCUCCGCCUACAAGCUGUGCCGUUUCUUCGCCAUGUCAGGCCCGCGGCCGGGAGCCGAGCGGCUGGCGGUGCCAGGGCCGGAGGGGGGCGGCGGCGCGGGCCUGUGGUGGGCGGCGGGAGGCCGCGGGCCCCGCGAGGUGUCGCCCGGAGUGGGCACCGAAGUACAGGGCGCCCUGGAGCGCGCGCUGCCGGAGCUGCAGCAGGCGCUGUCUGCGCUGAAGCAGGCGGGUGGCGCGCGGGCUGUGGGCGCCGGCCUGGCCGAAGUCUUCCAGCUAGUGGAGGAGGCCUGGCUGCUGCCGGCCGUGGGCCGCGAGGUGGCCCAGGGUCUGUGCGAUGCUAUCCGCCUGGACGGUGGCCUCGACCUGCUGCUGCGGCUGCUGCAAGUGCCGGAGCUGGAGACGCGCGUUCAGGCCGCGCGCCUGCUGGAGCAGAUCCUGGUGGCUGAGAACCGGGAUCGCGUGGCUCGCAUCGGGAUGGGCGUGAUCCUGAACCUGGCGAAGGAACGCGAGCCCGUGGAGCUGGCCAGGAGUGUGGCGGGCAUCCUGGAGCACAUGUUCAAGCACUCGGAGGAGACGUGCCAGCGGCUGGUGGCGGCUGGCGGCCUGGACGCCGUGCUGUUCUGGUGCCGCCGCACCGACGCGGCGCUGCUGCGCCACUGCGCGCUGGCGCUGGCCAACUGCGCGCUGCACGGGGGCCAGGCGGUGCAGCGGCGCAUGGUGGAGAAGCGCGCGGCCGAGUGGCUCUUCCCGCUCGCCUUCUCCAAGGAGGAUGAGCUACUGCGGCUGCACGCCUGCCUGGCCGUGGCGGUGCUGGCAACCAACAAGGAGGUGGAGCGCGAGGUGGAGCGCUCGGGCACGCUGGCGCUCGUGGAGCCGCUUGUGGCCUCGCUGGACCCCGGCCGCUUUGCCCGCUGCCUGGUGGACGCCAGCGACACAAGUCAGGGCCGCGGGCCCGACGACUUGCAGCGCCUCGUGCCUCUGCUCGACUCCUCGCGCUUGGAGGCGCAGUGCAUCGGGGCUUUCUACCUCUGUGCAGAGGCUGCCAUCAAGAGCCUGCAGGGCAAGACCAAGGUGUUCAGCGACAUCGGCGCCAUCCAGAGCCUGAAGCGCCUCGUUUCCUACUCCACCAACGGCACCACAUCGGCCCUGGCCAAGCGUGCGCUACGCCUGCUGGGUGAGGAGGUGCCACGGCCCAUCCUGCCCUGCGUGGCCAGCUGGAAGGAGGCCGAGGUCCAGACGUGGCUGCAGCAGAUCGGCUUCUCCCAGUACUGCCAGAGCUUCCGGGAACAGCAGGUAGACGGUGAUCUGCUGCUGCGGCUCACCGAGGAGGAACUCCAGAACGACCUGGGAAUGAAAUCGGGCAUCACUCGCAAGAGGUUCUUCCGGGAGCUCACGGAGCUCAAGACCUUCGCCAACUACGCCACAUGUGACCGCAGCAACCUGGCCGACUGGCUGGGCAGCCUGGACCCGCGCUUCCGCCAGUACACCUACGGCCUGGUCAGCUGCGGCCUGGACCGCUCGCUGCUGCACCGCGUGUCCGAGCAGCAGCUGCUGGACGACUGUGGCAUCCGCCUGGGAGUGCACCGCACGCGCAUUCUCACCGCCGCCAGAGAAAUGCUGCACUCCCCGCUGCCCUGUACCGGCUGCAAGCCCAGCGGGGACACACCCGAUGUCUUCAUCAGCUACCGCAGGAGCUCAGGUUCCCAGCUGGCCAGCCUCCUGAAGGUGCACCUGCAGUUGCACGGCUUCAGCGUGUUCAUCGACGUGGAGAAGCUGGAAGCAGGCAAGUUUGAGGACAAACUCAUCCAGAGCGUCAUGGGAGCCCGCAACUUCGUGCUGGUGCUGUCGGCCGGGGCCCUGGACAAGUGCAUGCAGGACCAUGACUGCAAGGACUGGGUGCACAAGGAGAUUGUGACUGCUCUGAGCUGCGGGAAGAACAUCGUGCCGGUCAUCGAUGGCUUCGAGUGGCCUGAGCCCCAGGCCCUGCCGGAGGACAUGCAGGCUGUGCUCACCUUCAACGGCAUCAAGUGGUCCCACGAGUACCAGGAGGCCACCAUCGAGAAGAUCAUCCGCUUCCUGCAGGGCCGCUCCUCCAGAGACUCAUCCGCAGGCUCCGACACCAGUCUCGACGGUGCUGCACCGAUGGGCCCGGCCUAACCCGGCCCCAGGUCCCCAGCCCCGCUGUGACUGGCACUGCCAUUGUCCCCACCUCAAACGGGCCACCUGGGCUCGGACAGCCUGAGCUCUGCUCAGGUAAUGGCUGUCCCUGUCCCUGUCCACAUGGCCCAGCUCAAUCCCACCUGGCUCAAUGUUGGGGGGAGGGAGCCAGGCACUGGUGUGGGGCCUCCCACCUCCCCCAGGCCUGGCCAUGAGGUCCUCUGUCUUGGCAUGGGGAUGGUCCCAGCCCAGUUCUGGAGAUACAGGAGGUGGGGCGGGGGCUACCGCAGUCUCCCUCCUCCUGCCCUGACAGCAGGCAGCUUGAGUAGGGGGAAGGGUUUAUAGGGACCCCAAGUCCAGGUGCUUGUCUUCCUGUGUGUGUGACACAGGAAAGCAGGACUUACUGAAAGGCAAAGGGACACAGACGUGAGGGCGGCCAACCCCAGGAGGGAGAACUGCCCCCAUUCGGGCUGGGGUCGUCCUUUUUAUAGGUGGGGUGGUGCUGGAGCAGGGCCUGAUGGAGUGCUCCAAGGAGGCAGGGUUUGGGGCGGGACUGCAGCACACGUGGCGCGUGGCACCUGCUGUGUGAUGGAACUGAGGCUUGGCUGCAUGAGUGGGUAGGCCGAGCCUUCAGCCAUGUUGAGUCAGUACCGAGAGACGGGCCUUGGCCUGGGAGUGUAGGCAGUCCUCGGCUCCUGUGGCUACCUGCCUAUCCGUGUCAAAGGUGCACAUCUCGCAAGGUCCUGGGCAAGGAGACAGAGAUGGGAGGCCAGCAGUGGUUCUCCACCCAGACUGUGCCUGGCCCCUGGGCUCCCUGCUUCCUACCAGUCUGUGGCCUUGCAUCCUAACCACUCGAGGCCCCUCUCAGCCUGGCGAGGUCCCAGACCUCCUCCCAGUCUUCCACUGGGUCAGCUUCCUCUGCCACAUGACUCAAGGUUGGUCCUCACUCUGGCUGACCUGCAGCUGCACCUGGCUUUGCUGCACUCGCUGGUGCCCAGGAGCCUCCUGCUUGGGCCUGUGUCUGGGCAGGGGAAGCCAUAUCUCAAAGCCCACCUAUCCCAUGUUUUGGUGCUGUGCCUCUGGUUCCUGCCUGGCUUGGCCCAGCUGGCUUCCCCAGACCCUCACCCACCUAGGGCUGCCCACCACUUGCUCAGUGGGGAAGGGGACCAGGCAGUCCCAGUAUGGCAAUCCCUGUAGCCUGAUAGAACCUAGGAUUGUCACCUAGGGCCAUUUCUCCACCUUGAACGUGCAUUCCAACAGCCUGGGAAUCUUUAUUAAAAUUCACUCAGGAGACUCAGAUGGGGCCUGAGAUUCUGCAUUUCUCACAGAUUCCCAGGUGGACUGACACUGGUGGUCGCAGCAAGCCUCUAAAACAUGAACAGCCCCCACACCUGGCUAUUUCCCAAACACCCCACUCGAUCGUCUCUAUUUUCAUCCCACCAACCCCAUCUGCUAUUAGACCCCCACUCCACGGGUAAGGAAAUCGGGGUUCAGAAAGGUUGAGUGUUCUGUCAUUAGUAGGCAGCCCCAGGUUCCAGAACCAAGUCUCUUGGUACCCAGGCCACUGGCAGAGGGUCUGCCCUCCUGAGAAUCAUCCCAGAGGCUGCGUCCCAUGCAGAGCCGCUGCUUCCCCCUGGCCCAGAAAGUCGAGCGAUGGGGGCUGCCUUUAGACACACAGGGCUGGCGCAGGGGCCUCGGGUCUCCCCUCCACUGAGACGGAAGGACGAGAGAGCAGCCCCUGCAGUCACCCCUGCUGGUGCACCGUGCAGCUGGCCGGAGCCUGCCCCGCCUCUCCCCUCCUGGGCCAGCUCAGCUGCCCAGGUCAUGCCUGGCUCUCGGGCCACAGCAUCAAAAAGUCAAAGGUCCAGGCUCAAGGCUCCUUCCUUCCACUCCCUGCCCGUCAGGUACAGCUGAGCCGGUCCCAGCCCUGACUCUGGCUGGGACUACACUUGACCUCCUUCCUUGCGCAGCACGAGCGUCCUCGUGCCAGCUUGGGGCUCAGCCCUGGACGUUGCCCUCACUGGGCAGUCAAUAGUACAGCGAGUGAGCCAGGGGAAGCUGUCUUUUUGUCCCAGUCUCUUCCUCCUGAGGCCUUCCCCGGCAGGAUUCAGGUUUCCUGGUUUCUCUGUAGGGUACACUGCUGUGCUGCCUCUGUCUCUGGCAAUUAGCACUCAGCCCCCACCCAGAGCAGCCCAAGUACUGGGCCUCCCGCAGCCACGCCAAUACUGUUCAGGAUGACUGCCCCGCCACCCCCACCCCUGCUGUGACAAACACUGCUCAGGUCACAGGCAGGGCAUGCACCUGACCCCCCGCGGCUGACCCUGAGACUCAGGGCUCAGCAGCAGCCUGUCCCCCAAGGCCCGCUGACACAGGUCUACAAAGCCAGGAUUUUCUGCUUGGCUGGGCUAUAGCUGCUGGCCCUGGGCUGGGGCUGAGUCAGCUAGGUCCCUUCCCCACCUCUCCGCAGGGGCCAAGAACUGCCCAGGAACACUCAAAGUCCAAAAGUCCAGUCGCAGUUCAUUCUCCCUCCAGGACAUGUCUCGGAGCAUCACUAAUCGGGUUUCUUGUGCAGGAGUGGUCGCCAUGGUCCCGCUGAUCUGGCCCUUCCUACAGGGGCCUGCCCAAGGUCUCCCAGCCAGAGCACGAGGCCAGCUCACACCGCCCCCCUCUUCACAGAAUCCCAGUGGUCACUUAGGUCUCCCAUUUAUGGUUGGGAGGGGGCAGGAGGCUGGAAAUGGGCCUGGGCUACAGAGACCCAGCUGGCCCUGGCUGGCUCUGGGCUGCAUGAUUUCCAGCUGGAAAGCUGGCUGGUGGGGCAGGUGAGAGAGAGAGGGUAGAAGUGGCCGCGGGCUCACGUUCAGUUAAGUACUGCCUUUCAGCUUCAGGUGGAGACCUUCCGAACUGCCUAGAAAUGGGCGCUCCAUCCUCCAGGAAGCUGGGCCCCUGCAUCAUGAGGAGAAUCAGGGCCAGCUCCCAGGCUCUGCUGAACGGAGGCCCGAGGGAUGGCCUCAGCACAGCUCUGCUGAAAUGCCAGGAGUGGGAGGCGCUGCAGGUGCUCCUGCCUGGGCUGGGGUGGGGGGAAGCCUGGCACAGGUGAGUCAAGGAAGGCUCUCACUGGCUCUCGGCAGCAGGCAGCGGGGCCUUCCCCUCCUGCAGACGAGGCCCAGGCUGUCCAUACCCAGUAGCAAUCCCAAGGGCAGCUCAGGGGCUCCUGCCCAGCCCAGCAGCUUCUGUUGUCUGACCUACGCCAGGCAGAUCAGGAGCAAGAAAACAAGCCCACUGCCCUGGGGGCUGGAACGUCUGAGCCAAAUGAUUUAUUGUGACAAAUGGCGCUGUUAAGCCAGGGUUGGGCAGGCAUAGCCUAGGGUUGGUUCCCAGCCAAGCGACAGCAGCGCUCUCCUCCAAGGGGCACCAGAUCCCUCCCACAGCCGUCCUCUCCCCAGGGCUGCCACUGGCCAGGCUCUGCACCCUUCACUAAGGAGUGACAGGUGGCUGCUGGGCACACGAGGGACCUGGGACUGAGGGCUGUACGGUCUGCUAGGAGGAGAGAUGGCAACCUCAAGCUUCACCAGGUCCCUGAAGUGUCACCUCCAGCAGGAGCUCUCUGCUCCCCGGAGGGGUCACCUUAUGCUGUCCCCUGUGGGAGUGGCCGGUCCAGAUGCUAAUCAGAGGCUGGCUUAGCCGUGGACAGGUGGUACUUGAGCACCUCGUCCAGGGGCAGCACCGUCCUUUGAAGGGAGCGCCAGCGCUGCUGGGCUCCUGGAGGCAGACUUCCACUGCUUCAGGUUCACUCUGGCCCCCUUGCCCUCUUGUCUUCUGGUCCGGGUAGUUCGGGGCUCUGGGGAAACUGCUGGAAUUCAAGGCGAGAACUAGCCUUUUCCAGUAUCCUAUAAGAGACCAGAGAGGGGUUGAGAUUUGACAAGGGGGCCCCUCAACUCUUGUCUGGAGAAGAGACAGGGGCCUUACUUGGGUGGGCUGGUUCAGGCGGCUCCCCCCACCCCCCAAGCGGUGAGGUGGAGGACAGUCCCAGACCCCAGACACAGGGAACUCCGAGAAGGAACUCUUAAGAUGACAGGGGAACAAGUCAGCGGGCCAGCCCAGCCACAACCAGCAGAGGGAGCUUUCUGGCUUCCCUUUAGCCCGGUUCUACCACCACAGGCCCUGCUGUAAAAUGGGAACAGAGAGGGAUGACGCAGACAGGAGGAGGGAACACGGCCUUGUGGUCAGCAUGAUCCAUCCUGCCCUCUGCCUCGGCCUUGGGCCUUGGCCCCCGAGGCAUUACACAGCUAUGUGCAAGGGACGCAUCAGCCUGGGAUGAGAUACCACCAGGGCACGGGUUCUGGGAGUGAAGCUGCCUCUUCAAGGAUGCAGGGGGUCUCUGAGGAUAAGGGGUUCCCCAGGAGCGCUCACUGGUCAGGGCCCUGCCGUACCCAAUCAGAGUGGCCGGGAUGAGGAGGAGGCCAGCUCCCAGGAGGAAGGGGAAGCCCUUCAUGAAGUUCAGCGUGGCGGGGUAGAGAGAGUUGAAGAUGCCGGAGGCCGUGAGCAUGGCCAGGUUGUUCACACAGGCCACAGCAGAGAAGAGAGCACCUGUGAAGAAACGAACACCGCACUCCGGGGUCUGAAAGGCCCAGCUGUCCACCCCAGUACCACGGCCUCGGGGCUGUGUGACCGGGGCAGUCACUUCUCCUUCCUCCCCUGUAAAUACUACCACAUCAUGUGUUGGGAUUCCAUAAGGCCACUCAUGGGAGGCACCUGGCCCAGAAGGGCUGCCAAAUACUUGGUUGUUAUUAAAUACACAUUAAAAGCAUGUGUGAUCUCGUCUAACACAA
Oryctolagus cuniculus (rabbit) is the source of this 7366-nucleotide messenger RNA. RefSeq names its product sterile alpha and TIR motif containing 1 (gene SARM1). Gene Ontology annotation, cellular component: dendrite. Gene Ontology annotation, biological process: response to axon injury; signal transduction; negative regulation of MyD88-independent toll-like receptor signaling pathway. The record is from RefSeq and is a predicted model, not a curated record. Gene Ontology annotation, molecular function: NAD+ nucleosidase activity; signaling adaptor activity; protein binding. NCBI's taxonomy places the organism in Eukaryota, Metazoa, Chordata, Mammalia, Lagomorpha, Leporidae.